UCCCAGCGCUCCGCUGCAGCUUUGGUGUCAGGAGCGAAAUGAGGUCAGCCCUGGAGCCCGCGGUGUGGGGGAUCCUGCUUUGGAGGUGAAUGCCUUGUAGUUGCAGGGGGUCCUGCAACGGGUUCCCUGAGACCGGCGGGGGGCCGGGACGCCGCUGAACACGGCGGGACACGACUGGACACGGUUGGUGCCACCGCCCCUCUUCCCUCCUCCUAGCACCUAUGCUUGGAACACAUGACAGACAGGUCUGUGAGACACCCUUUGCUGCUGAGGCACACGGAUGGAUGCUAAAUCACCUGCACCGAGCUUCAGCAGAUCAUGGCAGAUCAGCUUGACCUUCUUUUGAGUGUGAUCUUCAUGGCCAGCCCCAUGCUGGGAAUGUCUCCCUGUUCUUCCAAUGGCCAGAUCGCCUUAUUUCGCCACUGUAACCUUACCCAGAUCCCCUGGGUCCUCGACACCACAGAGAGGCUCCUUCUCAGCUUCAACUACAUCAGUGUGGUCAACGCCACGUCAUUUCCAUUCCUGGGGCAGCUCCUGCUGCUGGAGCUGGGAACCCAGUUUACAUCCAUGACCAUCGGCCGGGAGGCCUUCAGAAACCUGCCCAAUCUGAGGAUCUUGGACCUGGGCCAAAACCACAUUGAAGUCUUGAGUCCAGACGCUUUUCAGGGACUUCCCCAUCUCAUGGAACUUCGACUGUUUUCCUGUGAGCUCUCCAGUGUUGUGCUAAGAGAUGGUUACUUCAGAAAUCUAACUUCAUUGGCUCGCUUAGACCUCUCUGGCAACCAGAUUUACAGCCUUCAUCUCCAUUCUUCAUUUCAGGAACUGAAUUCCUUAAAAGCCAUAGAUUUUUCUUUCAAUAAAAUAUUCCCUUUAUGUGAGGAUGAACUCAAGCCCCUGCAGGGUAAAAUACUCUCUUUCUUUGGCCUCAAAUCAACAAGCCUGUUCAGCAGAGUCUCUGUGAGUUGGGAGACUUGCAGGAACCCCUUCAGAGGCAUGUGGCUGGAAACUCUAGACCUCUCUGAAAAUGGUUGGACAGUGGACAUCACAGGCAACUUUAGCAAUGUCAUCCGGGGAAGCCAAGUCACCUCUUUGAUUCUUAUGCACCACAUAAUGGGGUCUGGCUUUGGCUUCCAGAACAUCAGAAACCCUGACCAGAACACGUUUGCUGGCCUGGCUAGAAGUUCGGUGAUGUUCCUGGACCUUUCGCAUGGCUAUAUCUUCUCCUUGAAUUCCAGAGUGUUUGAGACGCUGAAAGAUUUGAAGUUUCUGAACCUUGCCUCCAACAAGAUAAACAAGAUCUCAGAUGAUGCGUUUUAUGGACUUGACAAUCUCCAAGUUCUCACUAUGUCAUGUAAUCUUUUGGGAGAACUUUAUAAUUCCAACUUCUACGGGCUACCUAGAAUCGCUUACAUUGACCUUCAAAAGAACCAUAUUGGGAUCAUUCAAUACCAAACGUUCAGAUCCCUGGAGAACUUACAAACCUUGGAUCUCCGCGAUAAUGCUCUUAAAACCAUCAAUUUCAUUCCAAGCAUCCUGACCAUCUUACUGGGUGGCAAUAAGCUGGUCGAUCUGCCACGCGUCCGCUUUACAGCCAACUUCAUCGAAUUAUCCGAGAACAAACUGGAAGAUUUGUCCGACCUCUACUUCCUCCUGCAAGUUCCCCAGCUUCGGUCCCUCAUCCUGAACCAGAAUCGCCUGUCCUCCUGCAAGGCAGUCUAUACCCCUUCCGAGAACCUGAGCUUGGAACAUCUUUUCCUGGCAGGAAAUAUGCUGCAGCUUGCCUGGGAGACCGGCCUCUGCUGGGAUGUUUUCAAAGGCCUUUUCCACCUCCAAGUCCUGUACCUGAAUAGUAACUACCUUAAUUUCCUCCCUCCUGGAAUAUUUAGCGACCUGGUUUCGUUACAGUUGCUCAAUCUUGGCGCUAACAGGUUGACCUCUCUCUCUCCUGGCAGCUUACCUGCUACUCUAGAGUUUCUUGAUAUAUCUAGAAAUCAGCUCUUCUCUCCUGAUCCUGGGUUGUUUGCUUCACUUAGCUCCUUGGACAUAACGCAUAACGAGUUCGUCUGCCAGUGUGAACUUAUCCCUUUCAUCACCUGGCUCAACCAAACCAAUGUCACCCUGCAGGGCUCUCCUGCAGACAUAUACUGCAUGUACCCUGACUCGCUGGUAGGGGUCUCCCUUUAUGACGUCUCCACCAAGGAGUGUGAUGAAGAGGAAGUCUUGCAGUCCAUAAAGUUUUCCCUUUUCGUCCUGUGCACUGUCACUUUGUCCUUGCUCCUCGUCACCACCUUCACGUUCAUAAAGUUCCGGGGGACUUGUUUCCUGUGUUAUAAGAACAUUCAGAGACUGGUGUUCAAGGACAAGGUCCGGAGUUCGGAACCCAGUGCAUACCAAUACGAUGCCUACUUUUGCUUCAGUAGCAAAGACUUCGAAUGGGCACAGAAUGCUCUGCUCAAACACCUGGAUGCCCAGUAUAGUUCCCGAAACAGACUCAGGCUGUGCUUCGAAGAGAGAGACUUCAUCCCCGGGGAAAACCACAUCUCAAACAUCCAGGCGGCUGUCUGGGGCAGCAGAAAGACCGUGUGCCUAGUGAGCAGACAAUUCCUUAAGGAUGGCUGGUGUCUGGAAGCCUUCAGGUACGCCCAGAGCCGGUGCCUGUCUGACCUCAAGAAUGUUCUCGUCGUGGUGGUGGUGGGGUCCCUGUCCCAGUAUCAGCUGAUGAGACAUGAGACCAUCAGAGGGUUUCUUCAAAAGCAACAGUACUUGAGAUGGCCUGAGGACCUCCAGGAUGUUGACUGGUUUCUCAAUAAACUCUCUGGGUGCAUACUAAAGGAAGAAAAAGGGAAGAAGAGAAGCGGUACCAUUCCGUUGCAAACUGUAACAACCAUUUUCUAGUGGAAAGAGCCAUUUCCAAGUGUCAGGGAGAACUCUGCACAUUGUACGUGCUCAACCGUAUGGGGGUCGUCCCCAGAGGUUGUUUUCUGUCCAUGAGAACAUCAUCAAUCUCUUAGUGUUCAUGUCAACAGAUGUUCUGUGCCACUGACCUCCUAAUGGAAAAUGAUGGAAAGCCGCAGCUGCCUCUCAAGUUUCCCACUCCCCAUCGAUGUCCUUCUGGGCCCAACAACACGGUUUCCUCCCAUUCUCUUGCAUACUGCCUGCCUCCUCGAUGGUGAGGCCACCUUGGGAGAAGCUAUGGUGGUGUCAUGCUUCCUGUGUUGUUCACUCUGAGAACAGGCUGUCACUGUAGAACACGGACAGCUGAGACGGGGCUUUCUCGGGCCACGGGAGUGAUACCAGUGCUGAGGACCGCUGUCUCUCUACAUUGGUGAUAAGACCUUGGAUGGCAGCAACCCCAUCACAGCGGCCCUCAAUGCACUUACUUCAUGUCGUGACCCUGCAGGCUCAGCUUCUGUGGGUCAUGGCCAUCUUCUGCACUGGACCGCUCAUCCGGUGCCCACGCCUAUUCACGACUUAGCACCAGCCUGACCCUUCCACAUCCUCCCCUGUUGUACGCACUACACACUGUAAGAAGGGUGUGGACUUUACACAGAUUUCUUGCUGAUUCUGUGGUUUCUUAACCAUGGAACUCGAGCUUUCUAUACCAUGACUGGGCCUCAGUGUUCUCCCCUGUAGGCCUAGUAACACCUACCUCAUCAGUAUGCCGCGAAUGCUCAUUGGCCAAGAAUGUCGUGACUUCUCUGAUAGUUUUCAUUGCCCUAAGACCACAGGUGAAGACUCACAUUCAAAGGCCCCUGGAGGCUAUCGUAAUUUCUUGAGUUUGUACUUUUUUAUCCUAAAAAGAGUUUAUGUGCAUUCUAAUCAUUUUGUGUGUUUAUUAAUAUAGCAAUGUUUCUCUGCAAAAGCAUUAAGAAACCUUAAACCAAAGAACUGUAUUGCAGGUCCCCAGCACCUCGUUUGAACUCCUUCACGUUGUGUAUUCACCCCUAGGCCAGCUGUUGCAGCCUGAAUACCUGGAGGGGCACAGCACCUCCCUGUGACGGACACACACACCCCAGUCACUGAAAUGCAUGCCAACGAUGUAUUUGGUAUGUGUGAGGACACCCCAACUGUGAGCCCUGCUGGCCAACCCUUUUUUGUUUGCCUGUGUCCUGGGCCAAGGGUGGGACCUGACCCAUAGUAAGUUCUUAAUGAAGCAAUAACCACGAAGUCUGGCCAAUAAUUUAUUAGGGGGCGCAAUGGAAAAACAGAUCAUGAAUACAGAACAAGGUAGACGCUGCUUCUGAUCCAGCUACAGUUGCCCUGAUGUUCUGCCCUUGGGCGAUGAGGACCAACCACAAGUCUUGCUUCUGCUCCAACCAUGAGAGAAAGAGAGAGAGAGAGACAGACACAGAGAGAGAGGGGGCCUCCUCCUCAGAUUUAUUCGGUCCCAUAUCCAGAGAAAACCAUGCGCAUAGGGCUAGUUACCCCGAAUGUCUUUGGCUGAAACAGAUCAAAUGUCCAUAACAUCUAAGUAUCGAGUGACACCCACUUUCUCAAGUGUCAGCAUGGUUGUCGUCUGCUCUUAGCUCUCCAGGGAUGGGUAGGACGGGGCUAGGCUGUGAGAGUGACGCCACAGAGAAACUGAGGCAGGUGAAGGCGGAAGAUGCUAGGUUCGGGGAAGCGCUGGGCUUGUAGUGUGGAGGUCCUGGAGGGGACUCAUCCAGAACAGCCAAGAGCGGUGCUGGGCCUGAGGAGCGGGUAUGGGGAGGCAGGAAAGCAGCUCUGGCUUAUUCAUGGAGACUGCCUUCUCUUGAUCCUUGUUCUAAGGGGUACAGCAAAACCGGACCCCAACUUUCCUCACGGUUGCAACCACAGCUCCUGAAGAUGAAGGAAGACGAUGCUGGCUGGUUCAGUCUCACCUCCCUGCUGUCUGUCAGCCUCGGCUCUGCGCACGCUGCAGGCACAGCUACGAUGCUCAGCAGGUCUGGCGGAGCCUCUCCCCAGAACGAGGUAGAGCAGCGCAGCUAAAGAGGGGCAGAUCAGGGAAAGAGCAGACACGCAGUUUCUUAUGUCUGCCUUCUUUUCUGAAAUACUCCGAAAAGCAUAACUUUUCUCUUUUUCUCUCUACCCCCGUCCUAGCGUGUUUUUCCUACACUCUGGACCUUCAUUCUUCUUUCUAGAGUUCCCGCUAUGCCAUGUGGUCUUCACGACGGCUUCACUCAUGCGUCAUGGCUUUCCCCAUUUUCUUCUCCACUCUAUCCCUCCAGGCAUCUGCAAAGAUUCACGUCCUGCCUGCCCUGGGGUUGUUGUUUGUUCUGUUUUCAAAGUUAAACUCUAAAAGAAGCAUUCUCAAGCUUUUUAAAAAAAAAUUAUCCCACUGCUUAGCAUGAAAAUUGAAGGGUGCUCGUUCCCUUUAGUCACUGGAGAAAUCUAAAUCAAGACCACAUUGGUGUGGCACGCCCCACCCACCAACAUAGCUAACAUCAAGAUGACUGUCAGUACCAAACAGUGAAAAAGACAUGGAACAAUGGAAACGCCCUGCGUGACCGUGCAUAUGUAAGUUAGCAUCUUUUCAGAAAGCCAACUGUCAUUUCCUGAUAGAGUUGAAUCCAUACAUGUCCCCCACAUGCCGGACACGUUACAUAUUCCACCAGACGCCUUAUCAGCAUUCUUUACAAUAGCCAAUGCAAGGAGCAACUUCCUUGUCCAUUAGCCAUGAAAGGACAGACUGUCAUGGAGAAAGACGUACACGGACCCUUCAGUAACUGCAGCCAUCCGUAACCACCGGCGCCAACCUCACAGAAAUGCUGGCAGGAGAGCGUAAUGAUUGCGUCUGAAAAGACAGCACCCGCCUAUGGAGGUUGUGCUGACAGCCGUCACCUCUGAGGCAUAUGGAAGGGACCUCUGAGACACCAGGUGGGCUCCAUGUCCUGACCUGGGCUGUGGUGACCAUGUGUGUAUACUUUGUGACAAGGAAUUUCUGUGCACCCACAACCUGUUCACUUUUGCCGGAGGUCGUAUUCUGCAGUUUGAAAUCAGAGAAGCUUAAGAAACCAGGACAUUUUUAUCUUGUCUGUAGAACAGGCAGGGCAAAUACCUCAUCCCCCUGACGCCUUAGUUUCAUUGAGAAAGCCACCGGGUAUCACUGGGUUUCCCUGUACUGUCCCUACCAAAGUAGAGCUUUGGGAGCUUUGGGAGAUUGUUAGGGUACAAGAGGACACGAGAUUUCAUUUUAUAUCUUUGGUAUUAAUUUAAAUUUUUUUAUUUCUACAUUUAUUUAGUGUGUGUGUGUGUGUGUGCAUGUCACCAUAUGUGAUCAGAUGUACUGUAAUGCCUGUACUACAGGAUGGUUCACGAGUCAGGCAAGGGGCUGGAGAUUGAAACACACACACACACACACACAGAGAGAGAGAGAGAGAGAGAGAGAGAGAGAGAGAGAGAGAGAGAGAGAGAGAGAGAGAGAGAGAGAGAGAGAGAGAGAUCCUUGAAACAAGAAUGUCAAUUUUAUUGUGUUCCAGGGCAGCUUAUAUAGGGCUCUCCUUGACUAAUAGCCACACCCUAGCUCUCGGGGAUUUUCAGCUGCAAGCCCACCAGAAACCACUCCCCUGCCAUCAGGAACCCAUGAGGGUCUCGUGCCCAGAGCAGCUGCAAGCACAGGAAAACCAGUUGUUUACUUCGGCAGGCAAGGGGUCACAGAAAAUUCAGGGUCUGUAACUCCCAAAAAUCAGAGAUAGAAACAACUUGUGGGAAAUUGUUCUCUUCCCCCACCAUGUGGGCUAUGAGGACUGAACUCAGGUUGCCAGGGGUGGUGCCAAACCACUUUACCCACUAAGCUAUCCUUGCGCCAACUCAAUGAAGCCUUUGGUACUGUUUAAUGUUUAACAGUGUGCAUGUAUUUUGUUAAUGAAACUUUAAAUAGACAAAAUAAAUAUGCCCUCACUUAAAACCAAGGUGAUAAGUCUGUGUAAAAGGCAGAGAAUAUAACAAUUAUCACCUAGAAUUUAUUUUAUCUCCUUGUAUUUUCUUUCAAGACAACAAACCUUACCUUGUUGCCCAGGUUGGAAUCGCAAGCAUAUGCCCCCAUACUAGCCCAUCACUUUUUUUUUUCCGAGACAGGGUUUCUCUGUGUAACAGUCUUAGCUGUCCUGGAACUAGCUCUUGUAGACCAUGCUGGCCUCGAACUCACGGAGAUCCACCUGCCUCUGCCUUCCAAGUGCUGGGAUUAAAGGCCUGCACCACCACUGCCUGGUUAGUUCAUUUAAUUUUAAAAUUUUUAAUUUUUAAAUGUUUAAUUUUUAAACAAAUAAGAUAGAACAAUUAUUUCAAUUGAUGAAUAGAUAUGAACGAAUCAUGUAGGGCUAGCAAGAUGGCUCAGGAGAUAGAGGAGGCCACUGUGCAAGCCUGGUGAUGUCAGCUUGAUCUCCGGAAACAUACGCAGAGGAGACGGCUGACUUCACAGUUGUCCUCUGACCGCUACACAUGUGCUGUGGCCCAGAUGCACACCUGCACACACACAUACGUC
Molecule: messenger RNA, 7462 nt
Organism: Alexandromys fortis (reed vole)
Lineage: Eukaryota; Metazoa; Chordata; Mammalia; Rodentia; Cricetidae
Gene: Tlr5
Product: toll like receptor 5
Exons: 3
Coding region: 319-2895 (858 amino acids)
Biological process (GO): inflammatory response; immune response; toll-like receptor signaling pathway
Cellular component (GO): plasma membrane
Molecular function (GO): transmembrane signaling receptor activity; protein binding
Source: RefSeq, a predicted model, not a curated record